Molecule: messenger RNA, 637 nt
Organism: Dermacentor silvarum
Lineage: Eukaryota; Metazoa; Arthropoda; Arachnida; Ixodida; Ixodidae
Exons: 5
Coding region: 167-562 (131 amino acids)
Source: RefSeq, a predicted model, not a curated record
AUGCUGGAUAUACCUUGCAAUUUUCGUGGCAGUACUUGGUCCCCUUAAAUCGUGCAGUGCUGAAGUAAUUGACAUAAAACAGUUUUUAAAAAAUGAAAAUAAAACAUGGAUCUACUAUUCCACCCAGAACGCCACUUAUCUAUGCUUAAACGACCAGAAAACGUUCAUGAAUGAGACGCAUAUUGCGCUCAACCGAUCGUAUUACCAAGCAGGGAAAUGGAAGUCUCAAAAUCUCGUCUGGAAUUUCACGAAAGCACGAAACAAGGAAGGUACCUCAUACAAUUGCAUAGUUCAUGAUGUCAAAGAAAGUCCGGACCAUGUUUCUAUGUGUAUACGCUAUCUCAGUGACGAUAAAGUGUGCGCCGUAAUGGAAUUCACCGUACGUACGAACAAAGUCAUCACGUGGCACGAACUGCAGACUAAGGACCCGCAAGAUGAUAUGCCGAAGGAUAACCCUUGUGUAGCGCCUUUUAGCAAACUUGCUCGAACGGGUCUAGUUCAGACUUUCUAUUUAUCUGGUUGCAAGAAGAGACUAUGGCAGACAGCAAGCAAUGAAGGCUAAUAUGUGGACAAGGUGAAAAUUUGGUGAAGUUGAUUAUGCAUUUCGAUGAUAUGUUGUGUGCUAGAAGACGCGGAC